Messenger RNA from Panonychus citri (citrus red mite), 603 nucleotides. It is a transcript of the gene Eaf6, whose product is annotated as chromatin modification-related protein MEAF6-like. Bases 100 to 558 code for a protein of 152 amino acids. Lineage: Eukaryota; Metazoa; Arthropoda; Arachnida; Trombidiformes; Tetranychidae. The record is from RefSeq and is a predicted model, not a curated record. The transcript has a single exon. Gene Ontology annotation, cellular component: NuA4 histone acetyltransferase complex.
UGGUUUUGUUUUGUUUACAUUUUUGGUUCACUUUUGUUUGUUGAUUGAGUUUUUGUCUUUCUUGAUGAUUAACUUUUGACUGGGUUUUUCUUUCUCGUGAUGGAUACUCGAGCAGAAUUAACUGAAUUAAUUAAGAGACGAGAAGAGAUUGUUGAAACUCUAGCCAAUUUGGAGAGACAAAUCUAUGCCUUUGAGGGAAGUUAUCUUGAAGAUACUCAACUUUGUGGUAAUAUCAUACGAGGUUGGGAUAGAUAUCUAAGUGUCAACAGAGGAAGUAAAGGUGAAAAGAGAGGUCGAAAAUUCAAGGAAACUGAUCGACUAUUUUCCAAUUCAUCGAUAACCUCUAUGGCCACUGUUCGAGGUUUGGAGAAAGAAGGUACUGGUGGAGGAAGCGGCGGAAUUGGACCAGGUCAAAACGAAGAGCAAAGUAGUGAAGAAAAUAAUUUCUCCGGUGUUGAAGAUAAUGGAGAAACUGAAGAUGGUUCACAAUCGGUUCCAAUUGGAAGACCAUCUAAAGGAUCAAAGAAAAUUAAGAAAGCAAAUCGUCCUAGUGUUUGAAAUGGAAUUGAAACAAAAUCAAUAAAUCACCAUCAUCCUCAUUAA